AUGUCAGAAGAAAUUGAGCCAAUGAUUGAUGGGCGAUCAAUCGCCGAUAUGAAAGUGGUCGAGCUAAAAGAGGAGCUCGGCAAACGUGGUCUGUCGAAGAUUGGUAACAAAAAUACGCUUCAUGAACGACUUCGUGAGGUAACUCACUUCCGUUCCUUUCGCUUCAUUGAUAUUGUUACCAGUUAG
Messenger RNA from Gongylonema pulchrum, 186 nucleotides. The record is from the annotation of a GenBank genome assembly. NCBI's taxonomy places the organism in Eukaryota, Metazoa, Nematoda, Chromadorea, Rhabditida, Gongylonematidae.